AAGCGACACCUGCUGCCGAAAGAGCUCUCAGCAUUGGCAGAAAACGUUGUCAUUAGAGGAGAAAAAAUGAGCAAGAAAAUUGUGCAAGCUCGGUCAUCUAUUCCUGCAGGUGAAGAGGCCACAGUUACAGUGGUAUCCUCUGUGGAAGACCCCAUCAUUAGCCUGCAAGAUCUUCUCUUAUACCUGAUGAAGAGUCGCACUGAUAUACACCUCCAAUUGUUGGAUACUUUUUUCAAUGGCAACAGCAGCAGGGCAGAUGAUUCCAUCCGACUGAAACUUUUCUUGCGCCAAAACUUUGGGGAUCACCUAGCAUCAUUCUACGGUCACCUGACGUACACCGCUUGGGCCAAGCUUGGUGUUGCUGAACUACCGAAGCUUGGGCUGCACCUCCAGUCUGGAGCUGACGUGGCUGAUGUCAACAAGAUCCUGAAUGACAACUUUGGUGCUGUUAGCGUUGAGCCUGUUCCAGGCGAAGAGUUAGCUAAGAAUGGAGCCUUGGCUCUGGUGACCGGAGAGCCGUUCAUAGCAGAUAUUGCUGAUAUUGCCAUCAACAAAAGCAUCAAUAAGAACGAUAUCGUGGAGUGCCUGGAGCCGAAGACCAACAGGCUGUACCGACUGCACUUGGUGAAACUGGAAGAUGGAGACUGGGAGCGAUGCAGCGGCGUGGUCACACGUUUGCUCCCAAGCACUCCUAAAGGCAAGCGGAACCACGAACUUUGGAUCCACGAUUGCAGUGGCUUAUCAGCAGGCGUCAUUGAACGAGUUUCGAUUUUUUAUGCAAGUACACGAGUAUUGGCACACUGAGAAUGAAUAAUCAUUCAAUCGGAAAAGCCCAACAACAACAGCUGGCUGCACAAUGCUCUC
This is a messenger RNA of Hyalella azteca, 864 nucleotides long. RefSeq lists its product as uncharacterized. The record is from RefSeq and is a predicted model, not a curated record. NCBI's taxonomy places the organism in Eukaryota, Metazoa, Arthropoda, Malacostraca, Amphipoda, Hyalellidae. The coding region runs from base 67 to 804 and encodes 245 amino acids. The transcript has 5 exons.